Molecule: messenger RNA, 3351 nt
Organism: Taeniopygia guttata (zebra finch)
Lineage: Eukaryota; Metazoa; Chordata; Aves; Passeriformes; Estrildidae
Source: RefSeq, a predicted model, not a curated record
GUUUGGUGUGUCGGGUAUAAAGUGAUGACCUGAGUGCUUUUCUUGCUUCUCACUGUGCCAUUCCAGUUCUGGCUGUGCUGGGCUGUGGCAGGAGCCCCAGUGACCGUGUCACUGCUGUGUGUCCUCUCCCUGCACGCAGAGCAGUGUCACGACAGCAGGACUGUGGUUUGACACCAUCUGUGCACUUCUGCUCCCACCAGAGAGAGACAUCCCACUUGGCUGAGCUGUGUCAGCAGUUUGUUUGACUGAAUUUCACUUUAAAUAUUUUUUGUGGUUAUCAAAUGUAGGCUGCCUUGGGAUAUGACUGUGUCAUCUGUAAUUUGCUGUCUGGACAGGAGUAGCUGUGUUAGCAAGCUUGUCCCUGCAUGCAGUCCAUUGGUGUGUGACACAAGGACAGAGCUGGCUUGAGGCUGCCUGUGCUGGAGGAUGGAUGGAGUGUCUGCCCACCCCCACUGAGGAUCACUGUAUCCCAUUCAGGAGGAUUUAAAGCAUCAUUGAAAGGGUACUUGUUAUGGGGUAUCCAUCCUCAGCCUUGCUGUGAUGUGGUUGGUGAGUCCUUAGCUCAGGUUGUCCCCAAACUAAGCUAUUUUCACCUCUGAAGUUGUCUAGAAAUUCAGAGCUCCCAGGCUGAUAAAGAAAGUAGUGAAGAGUUGGGACCACACUCGGGCAUUUUAGGAUGACCUCCUGGUAUCAUCUUUUUGUGUGGCACAUCUUGCUCCAGCACUGGUUUGCCAGGGAGGUCUGUGUGUGCCUUGUGGUUCUGGGUCCUUACACAAUGGUCACAGAGAUUUCUCCAUGCCCCUUCUGUGUUGAGGGCUAGGUUUGUUUCAGAUGAUUGCUCUUGUAAAUUUUUUACUCCAGUGUUACACAGCAAUGCUGUGAUCAAAGACUAAAGCAUGCCUUUGCACUGGCUUGCAGUGGCUCUCUCUUUCCCUGAUGAAGUCUUGAUUCAUCUGUAGUGGACUUACAUGCUGACCAAAAUAACAUCAUAUUCACUAGUUAAAAUAACAGUGAUGGACAUCUCUGCCUUUGAAGUAUUCUGGAUGUGUAAUUUGAGUUAAUUUUAUUAAGACUGCAGAUCUCUUCUGUCAUGAUUACUGGUGAGGUUUCUGGCUGGCUGCAUCAUUUCACUUUCAAGUGAUUAUCAGAAACCUGUACAGUCUCAUAUGGUUUUAAUGCAUCUACAUGUUAUCCUCAUCUUGUACUUGAUCAGGAUAACACAUUCAAGUCCUAGAAUUUAAAAGGUCUGGUUUAUUGCUAAAAGUUUACAAACUAUACUUGAGUGACAAUUCAAAAAAAAAAAACCCCAAAAACCAAAACCAAACCAAAAAAAAAAACACCCUCCAAACAAACAAAUAAAAAAGCCCAAACCCAAAAAACAAAACAAAAUGAAAAAUCAAACAGCAAAACCCUGAAAGAAUUCACUUCUUGAUUUUUGAGGAGUUAAAAAAAAUAAUUACAGAGGUUGGCAAAAGAGCUGGCGUUCCAGGUUUAUCUGCUGUAGGGGGAUGUGCUUUAAUGUACUCUCUUGAGGCAUAUUCUGUCUCUAAUUUGUAAAAAUAGGAUCCUGGUAUGACUUGUUCUGUACCUUAGUAUUCCUUAGUCUUGUGUUGUCUGACCUCACUAUUUUCAUAUACUGAUUUUGUUUUUUUUACUCUUUAAUCCACCUGAGAUGCAGCUGGGGCUGUGCUUGUGCUGCUGGGUCCCAAAGACCUGACCUGCUGGGCACUGUUUUGCCCAGGCUGUGGAUUUGGGCAGGGCAGCAGGGCACAGAGAGGUGGGAUGUGCUGCCUUCUUCUGUGGUGAAUGAAACCAACCUCAUUUCCUAGGAAUGAGAAGGGAAGAUAAGAGGAGAGGAAUUGUGUAUCCUUUCAGCAGCCUUCUGUUAAACUUGGAAUACCACAGCUCAAGCACGUGAACAGAUGGAUAAUGGAGACUGGGGAUAUAUGAUGACUGAUCCAGUCACGCUAAAUGUGGGUGGACACAUGUAUACGACCUCCCUCACAACUCUAACGAGAUAUCCUGACUCAAUGCUCGGGGCCAUGUUCAGGGGAGACUUCCCCACUGCCAGGGACUCUCAGGGCAAUUACUUUAUUGACAGAGAUGGACCACUUUUCCGUUAUGUUCUUAACUUUUUAAGGACCUCAGAGCUCACUUUGCCACUGGACUUCAAGGAGUUUGACCUGCUCCGGAAGGAAGCAGACUUCUAUCAGAUUGAACCCUUAAUUCAGUGUCUUAAUGACCCCAAGCCGCUGUAUCCUGUGGAUACCUUUGAGGAGGUGGUGGAGCUGUCCAGCACCCGGAAGCUUUCCAAGUACUCCAACCCAGUGGCUGUGAUCAUCACGCAGCUCACCAUCACGACGAAAGUCCAUGCACUACUGGAAGGCAUUUCAAACCACUUCACCAAGUGGAAUAAGCACAUGAUGGACACCAGGGACUGCCAGGUGUCCUUCACCUUUGGCCCGUGUGAUUACCACCAGGAAGUGUCGCUGCGAGUCCAUCUCAUGGAGUACAUCACAAAGCAGGGCUUCACGAUCAGGAACACCAGAGUCCAUCACAUGAGCGAGCGUGCCAACGAAAACACAGUGGAACACAACUGGACUUUCUGUAGACUGGCACGGAAAACAGAUGACUGAUUCUGACUCCACAGGAGCCACUUCAGUGAUUAGCAACUUAAUUGGACAGUGAACCCAAGAGAGUCUGGAUUUUGACUAAAGCAACAAUAUGGGCUUUUUUUAUACGACUAUUUAUUGUUUAUCAGUGAGGACUGGAGGAGUUCCAUUCUCUAGCAGCACUGUUCUUUUGUCCAGUUCAGAAAAAAAACCGUGCAUGUGCCUGUUCAGUCAAGACACCUUUUUGUUUGAAAGAGGGAGUCCGAAGAAUCAGUACAAUAGGGUAUUUUGUGUCAUUAACACAAUUCUCUGACUCAACUCAAAGUGCUAAAAUUACCUCUCGUUUAAAUGGUUUCUAAUUCAUCUAAUGCUAUGACACUGGGAGCAAGAAACAAAAAAGAUUUUAAAAUGCAGUUGGGGAGAAGCUGCUAUUGUGUAGACUAAUUUAGUUUCUAAAUCAAUAAACAGUAUUGUAAUAUCCUAGGAAAACAAAUCCCACCCUUUAAAAGUACUUGAUAAGUACAGUUUCUUACAGUUAUGACAACUGUUUCUUUCUAUGCAUAUAAAUCAAGCAACCAAAUAUUAUCUGUAGCCAUGGAAAUAUGAUUACAAAUAUUUAUAUUGGAUUCUAAAUGCAAAAUGUCCCUGUGGUAGAAUUCAUAUUUUUAAUGCCUGGUGCAAUAUUAUUCCCAAGUGUAAUGCCUGCCAGAAGAAGCUAAUAAAAAUGUGAAAUACAAAA